Mytilinidion resinicola is the source of this 790-nucleotide messenger RNA. RefSeq names its product DUF1674-domain-containing protein. Gene Ontology annotation, cellular component: mitochondrion. Bases 104 to 553 code for a protein of 149 amino acids. Gene Ontology annotation, biological process: mitochondrial respiratory chain complex II assembly. The record is from RefSeq and is a predicted model, not a curated record. The transcript has a single exon. NCBI's taxonomy places the organism in Eukaryota, Fungi, Ascomycota, Dothideomycetes, Mytilinidiales, Mytilinidiaceae.
CUUCAACAUCAAUCCAACUACAUCGCCACUUACACCUUACAACAUUCAACACGCACGCUACAAACACCCUCUCACGAUAAUCUGUCUCAAUUGAAUCAAGACGAUGCGCCCUACAACUACCCUCCCCCGCCUCCUCUCCCGCCGUGCCUUUACCACUACCGCCCGCACCCUCAACUCCCCCUUCCGCCCUGGCCCCUCACCCCCCAAGCUCCCACGCGAAGAGCAAGAGCUGUUCGAGAAACUCCAACAAGAAAGCAGUGGGGCGUUCAGUACGCCGAAAGUCAACCAGUCACCUGCUUCGUCCACAGCUAGCGAUAUGAGGGCACGGAUAAACCAAUCACCAGAUGGAGCCGAGGUGGAGGUGAAGCUGGAGGGAAAGAUAUUGGAGGAGGAAGGCGAGCAGCUGCAUCCUAAUAUCCGGAGGGGCGCGAAGCCGGAGUUUGAGGGGGAUGUCAAUCCGAAGACGGGGGAGGUGGGAGGGCCGAAGAAUGAGCCGCUUAGGUGGGGUGGGACUGGGGAUUGGAGUUAUAAUGGGCGGGUAACGGAUUUUUAGGUGGAUAGGUUAGGGAUGAUUGAUGAGAGAGGGGUAGAGGAGUGUCGGUGGUAAAAGACGGGGUGGUGUAUUGUAAGAGGGACGGAAGAAGACUACAUAUCAAAAGACCGUAAUAAACUCUAUAUGGAUUUGAGCGCUUUUGCAAACGGACUAUAUGGCUUGGUUCGUGGCUUUCAAGGCGUUACCUCGGGAAUCUGUGUUGAGAUCUGUGAGUAGAUCCACCCUUUAUUCUAGCGA